This is a messenger RNA of Carassius auratus (goldfish), 1823 nucleotides long. RefSeq lists its product as uncharacterized. NCBI's taxonomy places the organism in Eukaryota, Metazoa, Chordata, Actinopteri, Cypriniformes, Cyprinidae. The coding region runs from base 1158 to 1823 and encodes 221 amino acids. The record is from RefSeq and is a predicted model, not a curated record. The transcript is spliced from 4 exons.
UAUAUGCACACUCACUUCCGCAUUCCAAGUCGGCCAGCCAGGUUACAUCCGGCGUCGACGGCGCACAUAGCGUCAAUAACAACUAUGGCAUUUUUCACUCGGUCCCUUCAAGAUGUCCCAAAGGUAACGGUCAACGACGUGAGUCGAAUCAUACAAAAGUUAUGUCACACUUCGACAACCAAGAAAGAGAAGGGCUUCAAAUUGUAUGUGUCAAGCUACAUCGACAAUUUUGAAGGUAAGAUCUGGACGUGUUCUGUGUUUACAUGCCCAUAGCAUGCAUGCUAUCUAGUGCUAGCGCAGCAGGUGCAGCGUAGGCUAUGUUUACUAUUAUGUGUCAAUCACAGCCAAUUUUCCUAACGCCUUUGUCAAUGUCAGUUUCAAACAAGGAUUCAAGCACAGGAGAGGUAACGAUUAGGGCUGAGUGCUACAGAUCUAUGAGGAAAAGCCAAAAGCCUCACAGCUUAAGCGUAAGAGAAAGUUAUACUGCAGGUUCAGCGCAGAUUGGUUCAUGGUUCAUGGUUCAUGAGACAGGUUACGUUUGGCAGAUCAAAGUUUCUGUGAAUCAUUGCAUCUAAUAAUGCUAAAGGUUAUUUUAAAGACAAAUUUCAUUUACCAUACCAUAAAUAACACUGGUGUGUUGGAAUAUUUAUCGAUAUUUAAAUAUGUACGCUAAUCACUGGGAUUCACAGAAACUGAGUUCCGUUUUGUCACUGCAUUGACACACGUUCUGUGUCCACUGUUGGGGAUGAUGAGUAAAGUGAGAUAAAUAAUAAUAUAAAUAAUAUUGUGGCUACAAUUUUAGCUCAUACAAAUUGUUUAGUAGUUAUUAAUUGUUUUAGUAGUUAAUAAUUAUAUGUCGAUGGUUCAAAUUUGUUUGUUUUGUUAAACAUUCUCACUGUACUCAUGUAUUCUCUUUUUAAAAAACUGCACUUUUAUUCUAUUAUAACAGAUUUGUGUAUUUUCAGAUUGUGCUUGGGGAUGCCCGUCCUGUGCAGCUACAAAGCUGCCAGUGUACCUGUGUGGCAGGUACAGCUGUGUGUAAUCAUGUGGCAGCACUGUUGUACCAGACUGCACAUUAUUGCCAGCUUAGCAUCACCUCUGUUCCCCCAACACACAGCUGCACAGAGACUGAACAGAAGUGGCAUAAGCCAAGAUCCAUGGGUGUUAAACCUGGUCUUGUAAAUGACAUGGUGAUUCUUUCAGCCAGACCCAAGGAACGAAAACUGAUGGAAGGCAUUAGGAGCAACUUGUAUAAGGGUGUCAGUUCAGCUCUGCCUGAACUUUCCACACUCAGGGUGGAUGAAGUCUACCAUGAUGUUCCAAGUGAUGUGGCUCCACUGAUAACAACUAUGGCUAUGGACAUUAAUGUUCCUCUGGUUGACUCUGCAUUUGGAAAAGUGCAAGAAGGAAGUGUGUUAUCCUAUCAUAUGCCAGCAAAAAGAGUUCCAAAAACCUGUCCCCACACAGAUGCUCCUUCUCCCCCACAGCUGCCACUUCAGGGUUACAGGCUGGGACCCGCUACCUGCUCUUUUGUCUGCACUGAACACCAGCAGCACCACAUGAUGUCCCUGGAAACAACAUUAGAGAACGCACACAAAAUUGCCAACAGCACAAAAGAGCAGAGUUCCUGCAUCGAGUGGCACCAACUGAGGCGGCCCCGCAUCACCUCCUCCAAGUUCAGAGAGGUAUGUCACACCAGGGCACAGAGCUCUGUUGAAAAUCUUGCCAAAAGACUUCUGAGACCUAGCCAUCAGACUGCCGACAUGAGGAGGGGGCUUGACAUGGAACCUGCAGCAGUAGAGGAGUACUGCAGAAUGGCUUAA